This is a messenger RNA of Neltuma alba, 3430 nucleotides long. RefSeq names its product probable LRR receptor-like serine/threonine-protein kinase At2g24230. The transcript has a single exon. NCBI's taxonomy places the organism in Eukaryota, Viridiplantae, Streptophyta, Magnoliopsida, Fabales, Fabaceae. The coding region runs from base 629 to 3193 and encodes 854 amino acids. Gene Ontology annotation, biological process: protein phosphorylation. The record is from RefSeq and is a predicted model, not a curated record. Gene Ontology annotation, molecular function: protein kinase activity; ATP binding; protein binding.
CUGAGCUUGUUCCGGUGAGACUCCAGUUCAGUUCCUUUUAAUUUAUAAAGCUCUCGUCCAAAUCCUUCAAUCUGAGUAUAAAGCUCUCAUCCAAAUCCUUCCAUCUGAGUACUCUUUUUCCCUCUGGAAAAACUGUACUUGGCUUCGUUUCUUGUUCCUCUGGGAAAAACGUUUUUCUUUUCUUUAGCGUUUCACUAUCUAGGCAAAACCAUUCAAUCAGACAAAGCUUGUUUCUUCGUCUUGAGCUUUUAGGGAUUUGUGCAGAUAGUCACAUUUCUCUUGGAAAACUCGUUAAAAGCCCACAGCUUUUCUUGUUCUUCAGAAUCGAUUUCUUUUCCAGAUAAAAAGUAUUACUUAUCUUGUCUCCUUCUGCUUCUAUUCUUCUUCUUCUUCUUCUCUCUCCUUAUCUCUGUAACUUUUAGCUCAGCGAGGCUUUUCUGUUUACUGGGUUCAUGGAGCUUCAUAAUUUAAUGCAGUAAAAUUUUUGGCCUCUGUGUAAUUUGAAACUAUCCAUUCUCCAAGAUAUGCUCACUCUGUUCUUGACCUUCUAAAAGGUGUGUUAAGAGUGCUCUUGGAGGUUUUGGGAUCACUUUUCUUCAUAUUUCUCAGUUUCGGAAAUUACCUCCAAAUGGGCUUUGGGGCAUUUGGUUCCAUAGUACUUCUGACGUUUUUCUUUGAGCAUUUGGCUUGCCAGCAACCAAAUACUGAUGGUUUCUUUGUGUCUGAGUUCUUGAAGAACAUGAGUUUAGCAGCAUCACCUUCCUCACAAGCCUUCAACUUCUCUGCUUCUGUUUGUUCAUGGCCAGGCGUUUCCUGCGAUGCAAAUAAAGAACAUGUUGUUGAGUUGAAAACUUCUGGUAUGACACUCUCUGGGCCUAUUCCUGAUGACACCAUUGGCAAGCUCAGCAAGCUACAAAUUUUGGAUCUUAGUAGCAACAAAAUCACUGCUUUACCUUCUGAUUUCUGGAGCUUAGGCUCUUUGAAGAUUCUUAACCUCUCCUCCAAUAAGAUAUCAGGUUCACUUGCCAGCAACUUUGGCAACUUUGGUCUCCUCGAAACCUUUGACUUGUCCAGCAACCAUUUUUCUGGGGAAAUUCCUGAAGCUAUUAGCUCCCUUGUGAGUUUAAGGAUCCUCAAACUUGACAAAAACAAGUUUGAGCAGAGCAUACCUUCUGGGAUUCUACAGUGUCGGUCUUUAGUUUCUAUUGAUCUUUCACUAAAUCAGCUUAAUGGCACUCUUCCUGAAGGUUUUGGAGCUGCUUUUCCAAAACUUGAAAGCUUGAACCUUGCAGGGAAUAAUCUUCGUGGUCAUGAUUCAGAUUUUUCAGGAUUGAAAUCCAUUUCUAGUAUUAACAUAUCCGCAAAUUCCUUUCAGGGUUCUUUUUUGGGCAUGUUUCAGGAACGGUUGGAGGUAAUUGACCUUAGCAGGAACCAGUUUGAGGGUCAGAUUUCUCAGGUAAAGUUCAAGUACAAUUGGUCUCAUUUGAUUUAUCUGGAUUUGUCUGAGAAUAGGCUUAGUGGGGAAAUUUUCCAGUAUCUGAAUGAAGCCCAGAAUCUUAAACACCUGAAUCUGGCUCACAAUAGGUUUACAAGUCAGAAAUUUCCGCAAAUUGAAAACCUCUCAAGAUUGGAAUAUCUGAACUUGUCCAAAGCUAAUCUGCAUGGCCACAUUCCUGCUGAAAUAUCACGGCUGAGUAAUUUGACUUCACUUGAUAUUUCGUUGAAUUAUCUUACUGGGGCAAUUCCGUUUCUAAGAAGUGAAAACCUCCAAGUUCUUGACCUUUCAUACAACAAUUUGAGUGGAGAAAUCCCUCAAACUGUGUUGGAGAAACUCCCAUCAAUGGAGAAAUACAACUUCUCUUAUAAUAACUUAACCUUCUGUUCUUUGGGAAUCAACCCCAGUAUCCUGCAAACAGCAUUCUAUGGAUCAUCAGACAAUUGCCCAAUUGCUGCAAAUCCGAAGCUUUUCAAAAGAACCAAUGAACGCAGGGGAAUGAAGUUAGCUCUGGCAUUGACCCUCUCAAUGGUCUGCUUGCUUUCUGGUCUUCUAUUUCUAGCGUUUGGUUGCAGAAGGAAAACAAAAUCAUGGGCGACUAAGCAAACUUCCUACAAAGAAGAGCAGAACAUUUCAGGUCCCUUCUCGUUCCAGACUGAUUCAACUACCUGGGUGGCUGAUGUCAAGCAAGCAAACUCAGUCCCAGUAGUAAUAUUUGAGAAGCCAUUACUCAACAUUACAUUUGCGGAUCUCUUGUACUCAACUUCAAAUUUUGAUCGGGGUACCCUCUUGGCUGAAGGCAAGUUCGGGCCUGUUUACCGAGGUUUUCUGCCCAGUGGCAUUCAUGUGGCAGUUAAAGUUUUGGUUGUUGGGUCUACAUUGACGGAUCAAGAAGCUGCUAAGGAGCUUGAGUAUCUCGGUCGAAUCAAGCACCCCAAUCUUGUUCCCCUAACUGGAUAUUGCUUUGCUGGGGAUCAAAGAAUUAUCAUAUAUGAUUACAUGGAGAAUGGGAACUUGCAAAACUUUCUUCAUGACUUGCCACUUGGGGUACAGAGGACUGAUGAUUGGAGCACAGACACAUGGGAAGAAGGAGAUGACAUGAAUGGAAUUCACAAUGCCAGCUCUGAGGGAUUGUCACUCUCAUCCUGGCGGUUUCGACACAAAAUUGCCCUUGGUACUGCUCGAGCAUUGGCAUUUCUUCACCAUGGCUGCUACCCUCCAAUUAUUCACAGGGACGUUAAAGCUAGCAGUGUCUACUUGGACUAUAACUUGGAACCAAGGUUGUCAGAUUUUGGGCUGGCCAAGAUUUUUGGAAGCAGCUUGAAUGAGGAGAUGGCUCGAAGCUCUCCCGGCUAUGUUCCACCUGAGUUUUGUCAACCUGAAGAUGACCUCCCAACACCAAAAUCUGAUGUUUACUGUUAUGGGGUUGUUCUCUUUGAGCUAAUAACAGGCAAAAAACCAGUUGGAGAUGAUUAUCCUGAGGAGAAAGAGGGGACUUUGGUGAGUUGGGUCAGAGCACUAGUAAGAAAGAACCUAGCUUCAAGAGCUAUUGAUCCAAAAAUUAAUGAUAGAGGAAUUGAUGAUCAAAUUGAAGAAGCCCUUAAGAUUGGUUAUCUCUGUACUGCUGAUCUUCCCUCUAAGCGACCUAGCAUGCAGCAGAUAGUGGGACUUUUGAAAGAUAUUGAGCCUGCUGCUUAGUAGUGAAGGGGGGAAAUCACAAAGAAUUUAGUCUCUUUCUUUUUAUCUUCACUCCCUUUGAAUUUGCUACCAUGGGGUUGUUUCAAAUGUUUGUUUGUUUCUUCUUCCUUUCUUUUUUUGGCUUCCAUGCUUAGUUGGGGAAGAAAGCUUGGAGGAAUAUACACACCUGAACUUGAUCUUUGAAUCUUUUUCUGCUUGUUUUCUUCAUUAUGUAUAUUAUCUUUGGUGUUCUUGAAA